Molecule: messenger RNA, 458 nt
Organism: Leptopilina heterotoma
Lineage: Eukaryota; Metazoa; Arthropoda; Insecta; Hymenoptera; Figitidae
Product: reactive oxygen species modulator 1
Exons: 3
Coding region: 120-359 (79 amino acids)
Biological process (GO): protein import into mitochondrial matrix; protein insertion into mitochondrial inner membrane
Cellular component (GO): TIM23 mitochondrial import inner membrane translocase complex
Source: RefSeq, a predicted model, not a curated record
GGCUAACAUGAAUAAAGUCAACAUGGCCGCCCGACUGAUUAACUAAAAAACGUGUGUUGCAUGUGUUAAUUAAAGAUACUAAUUAAAAAAAAGAUUAUAAACUUCUAUUUAUUGUUAUAAUGCCGGUCGUUGGUGGUGGUGCUUAUCAACAAGGCCCAACUUGUUGGGACAGAAUAAAAAUGGGAUUUACGAUGGGAUUCUGUGUUGGAUUAGCUUCUGGAGCGAUAUUCGGAGGAUUCACUGCCCUGAGGUCUGGCAUGAGGGGAAGGGAAUUGGUAAACAACAUGGGGAAGAUAAUGAUACAAAGUGGAGGAACAUUUGGCACAUUUAUGGCGAUUGGAUCUGGCAUAAGGUGUUAGUACAGCAAGCAGAAUUGUGUAUAUUUAGCUAUAGGAGAAAAAGCAGCAUUUUCAAUCCAUUAUGACAUUUUUAAUAAAAAAAAGAAUAUUAACACGGAA